Messenger RNA from Aspergillus pseudonomiae, 870 nucleotides. RefSeq lists its product as uncharacterized. Lineage: Eukaryota; Fungi; Ascomycota; Eurotiomycetes; Eurotiales; Aspergillaceae. Gene Ontology annotation, molecular function: arylformamidase activity. The coding region runs from base 1 to 870 and encodes 289 amino acids. The transcript has 5 exons. The record is from RefSeq and is a predicted model, not a curated record.
AUGACAUCAACGAAAUCUCGACCUACUUUCGCUGAGCUGCCUCUGAAUCCAAAUGACCCUCCAUACUCGGCAUGGGGCCUCUGGGGAGCUGAUGAUGAAGUUGGAACACUGGAUCUACUUGAUGAAUCCACCGUGACUAGAGCAGCCAACGCUAGGAGACACACACGUGAAUUCAGCCAUAACGUAUACGAGCACUCUACCGAACUCAUUGCAAUAGAUGAUGAGUUGCAUUUCAACAUGCAGAAAAGUAGCCAGGCCGAUGGGCUACGCCACUUUGCUUAUCAGAAGUCCGACUUAUGCUAUAAUGCGAAGUCCAAAGAUAAUAUCCAGAACUCUGGUUCCCUGACACUAGGGAUUCAGCAGUGGCAUGGCAAUGGAUUGGUCACCGGUCGAGGCAUCCUGAUCCACUACUGGGCAUACGCAAAGCGACAUGACAAGGUAUACGAUGCGACCGGCGGCACUUCCAUCACGUACGAUGAGCUGAUGGGCCGUGUUGCCGAGCAAUCCCAACUCUCAAAGCAGAUUAUCGAAGUACGAAGGGGUGACAUAUUGCUGAUUCGAUCCGGGUUCACAAACAAAUACGUCGAGCUAUCAGACGACCAGGAGGGAGAACUCACCACACACAACGCCCCCCAGGACAUGUGGGAUGGCUCAAGACGAGAGAAUGCUGCAGUUCCUUUGGGAGAAAGAGGCGGCCAUGGUGGGAGUCUUAUUGGCUGGCUGGGAUGUCCUAUUGGAGAAUUACUUUGGUUAGAGCAUCUUGCUCGAGCCUGUGGUGACCAUAAGAAAUGGACCUUCUUUCUCACAUCGACCCCACUCAAUGUUCCCGGCGGAGUCAGUAACCCUGCCAAGAUGAUUGCCAUUCUUUAA